CUCUGUGGGGAGAGGGGAAAGCAGGAAAUACUUGGGGACCAGACCAAAUCCUGCGACCAUCACUGAGCCUAUAGGGCAGGAUCUCUCGGCCUUAUUGGGGUCUGGGAUCCUUUUGAGAAUCUAGUGAGAGCCAUGGACCCUUCUCCCAAGCAAAUUCCCUUACUCUGCACACAGCGUACAACUUCAGGGUCUUCAAGACUGCUCAACCCUUCCGGGCUUCGGUUAAGGACAAGGAACCAAUGCCCUUAUUUUACACAGAGAACAGGGAUCAGAGAGGGAAAGUGACUUGAGCAAGGUCACACAACUUAAACGCUACCAUUCCUGUGCACUAUCUGCGUCUUUUCCCCCCAAGUCCAGUGUUUCUUCCACUGCUGAUUCCAGGGUAAGGCAGAAGCCCCCUCAAGGUCGUGUGAGGGCGAAGAUGAACCCCAAGAGCUGGGGGUAAACUGCACUGAGACCUGCCACUUACCUCUCUCAACUUGGGACAGCCCAGUUCUUCCAAGAACUAGAUUUAGAGCUCAAAGGGCCCUCAGACUUCAAAUCGAAGCCCUUCAAUGCACAGGGGAGGAAACUGAGGCCCCAGAGGUGAAAUUCCAGUUUCCCAUCACCCAGCCCAGCCCAGCCCAGCCCAAGGUUAGACUUUUUUUAAUAUCACGCACUCUAAGUAGCUCUCCAGGAAGUUUUUUGUAAUUCUUCAGUAACGGGAAGGGAAGCUAACACCCGAAGAUGGCUUCUGAAAAGCCUUGAAGACCAAAAUUAUUAAAUCCCUAGCUACAGAGAGAAUUUAAAUAGCAUGGGGAAGGAAACUGGCUCAGGCCUCAGAAUGAGUAAUGAGCUACUAGACUCCACCUAGUGGUGGAGGGGAUAAGGUGUGUAAGAGGAAAAGGACAACGAAUACGCAAGCAGCUGCUUCUAAGUUUUAAACCUGAUCAGCUGCGUGCACUUGGACAAGUCCCCGCCCUUUGGGGGCUGGCUCCCCCAGGGACAUGACUCCUCAAGGGAGGCUGCUGAGAAGGCUAUCUCAGGCCACCACUUUAUUUGCCCAGAUUGCUAGGACCUCCUAGGGAUGGGGCUGCGCAGACCCGGUGCGGAGAAGGAGGAAGCUAGGGCAGCGAAGCCAGAUCUCUCAGGAUACAUGCAGGUGAAAUUUGUCUGUAUUCGGACCCAGUCAAACAGGAAGAGAACAUCAGAGGCAGACAUGUGCCCAGCAUACUUGCUCCUGCGGUACAAUGAGAAACUGGAUCGACUAUUUAUUAGUGAACUCAACACCCAGCAUGUCCAUGUUGAUUCCAAAACUGCAGGACCCAGAGGAGACACCACUGGCAAACCUCAAAAGACCAUGUACCUGCAGAAACCCCAGCCUGAGCAGCCUGCAACCAAGAAAGACCUUGACCUAGCCAAGAAGUCCCCCGUUGAACCAUCAUUUUGCUUAGACAAGGUCCAAGCACCCUCCAAGCCAGAGCAGGAGGGCAUCACUCCUUCUGACCUGGCCAAGAUAGCAAAAGUGAUGAAAAACUUUCUUAAGGUGGAUGAGGGUUCCAUGGCCUCUCUCAGCGUGGGCAACAGCCAAGACCUGGACCGGCUCAGCUUCCAGAGCAGCAAGAUGACCGAUCUGUUUAUCCGCUUCCCAGAGAAUCUCCUGCUACACCGCGUGGAGAACACCCAGGGCCACAUCCUCUAUGCUUUCUUGGUGGAGAACAAGGAGCGAGAGGGCCGAGUGGUACACUUCGCCGUGCUCAAGGCUGAGACAGCUACCUCCGUGGCCAAGAUGCUGAGUAUCUUCACAGAGUUCAACACAGACUGGCCCAAGGUCAAGGUGGUCUUUGUGGACCCGUCCUUCCCCCAUCGAGCCAUCCUGCAGGAGAUCUUCCCUGCUGCCCGCAUCCUCCUGUCCAUCUACCACACCACCCGGCUCUUGGAGAAGAAGUUGCAUCGUAGUUCAGCAAAUCCAUCCUUUAAAAGGCUCAUGAAGGAAGCCCUGCGGGAGGCUGUGUUUGUCACUUCUGAUGCCAGCCUGCAAAAUCUCUGUCAGAUGUCCCAAGCCCUACUGGAUGAGGAGCUCUUCAGCUUCCUGCAGGCCCACUGGUUCUCCUGUGAGCUGCUGUGGUACAUGCACGUGAGGAAAGGCCUGCACGCGUGUAACACGUACAUGGACAGCCUAGACGUCGUCACCAGCAAGGUGUCCAGCCUCUUUCGGGAACAGCAGUCUCUGCUGGACUGCAUCCUCCGCUUUGUGGAUUAUAUAGACUUCUUUAAUACCAAAGGCUUGAAAAACUUGCCCACAGCUCCUCCCAAGUUAAAAAGAGCCCGACCAGCCAGCAUGCCGCCAAAGUCCAAGAAGGCAUUUGGAGUCUGUGGGGGGAGCCUCACCAGGCUCCCUGUGGAAAAGACAAAGCCAGAGCCACAGCGGGCGCCGUUGCGGCAGCAGCCACAGGUGCAGCCCUCCCAGGAGGGCAUGCUAGCCACCUUGCACGGGAGUGGCUCUGAACUGGCCUAUAAGCUGUGCCACAAUGAGUGGGAGGUGGUGCAGAACUCCACCCACCUGGUGGACGUGGCUGGCUCCUCUGUGGACAUUCAGCUGCUAGAGGAUUCUCACCAGGUGAGCAAGGAUGGCUGUAGCUGCAGCUGUUCCUUUCAACAGUGGUACCACCUGCCAUGCCGGCACAUUUUGGCCCUGCUGCACACCAGCCAGAAGCCUGUGGGUGAAGCCAUGGUGUGCCGCCGGUGGCAGAAGAGGUACCAGCACCUCCUCGGGCCCAACGGGGAGCUCCGGGACCCUGUUGUGGUCCCAAACAUAGGCCAGCCUGGGAAGCAAGGACGGAGUGACGUGAUUCAGGACCUCAGCAGGGAGCUGGCAAACCUGCUAAUGCAGAGUGAGGGGCCAGAGCUAGAGGAGCGCUGUUCAACCCUGCGCAAGAUUGUGGACAUCUGGGCUGACCCCUGCCAGCCGCCUGAGCCCAGUCAGCAGCCGGAGGACUUCAAGGAUGUGGGCCGCCUCCCUUUCCUCUGGGGAAAGCAAGAGGAAGGGGAGGGACUCCCUCUUGCUGGAGCCACGAUUCAUGAUUAAGGCACUUGCACUGGCGCACUGGACCACAGGCCCCUCUCCUUGGAAGUCUGAGAACUCGAAGUGGGCAGGCCAUGCCAGGGGUCAGCAUUUUAACCAAUGUCUUCCUAGGUAGGGCUAGGAAGAUUGUUACAACAGGGAGAAGAGGAACCCCACUAUGUGACAGUCCUCUGAAUCCACCCCAUUUCUGCCCUACCUUUGUCAUUCCUCGGGAACCUCGUUCAUUGUCAAGGCCAAAGUUAUCUCCAUGCUGAAAGGUCACCCACCCCUCUUUCUGCCCUGACUCCUGAGAUGAGAUCUUACUCCUGUCAGAGGGAUGAAUUCCUGCCCCAGGAUAGGGUGAGACGAAAUAUACCUGGUAAAAGGACCUGUUUCCAGGGACAAAGGGAUGGAGGGUGAUCCUUAGCUGUUGCUGCUCUUUACAAAGAAUCUGUUAUUUGUACUUAUUUUUAUUCAUAUUAAAUAAAGUUUUGGUUUUGGUU
Messenger RNA from Felis catus (domestic cat), 3546 nucleotides. It is a transcript of the gene ZSWIM3, whose product is annotated as zinc finger SWIM-type containing 3. The transcript has 2 exons. NCBI's taxonomy places the organism in Eukaryota, Metazoa, Chordata, Mammalia, Carnivora, Felidae. Gene Ontology annotation, molecular function: zinc ion binding. The record is from RefSeq and is a predicted model, not a curated record. The coding region runs from base 1067 to 3067 and encodes 666 amino acids.